Molecule: messenger RNA, 10912 nt
Organism: Alosa sapidissima (American shad)
Lineage: Eukaryota; Metazoa; Chordata; Actinopteri; Clupeiformes; Clupeidae
Gene: znf462
Product: zinc finger protein 462
Exons: 13
Coding region: 309-7886 (2525 amino acids)
Biological process (GO): regulation of gene expression
Cellular component (GO): nucleus
Source: RefSeq, a predicted model, not a curated record
CUUUUGGGAAACAUACCACGCUGACCAUCCUGCUGCGCUGUCGUCUCAUCGUAAACUCUUGUGCACCCUCUGGUGCUUGCUAGUCUCCAAAACUUCUUUGUGUUGCCUGCUUUGCAGAUUGUCUUCCUUGUCUCUGUGGUUGCUCAUUAUUCAGAGACAGACGGAUCUCAGGUCAUCUGCAGCUGCAGCACAAGAGAAGCAGGAAAGAUGGCGAUCAUCCACUAGACCGGGCACACGCAUGAGACACGGAACAACUUUUAAGAAGGUCGUUUUUCUGGACGAACCCUCCAUCCCAGGAGCCCUCAGUGAUGGAGGUGCUACAGUGCGAUGGCUGUGAUUUCCGAGCUGAGUCAUAUGAUGAACUCAAGACACACAUCCAGGAUGUCCACACAGCCUUCUUGAAACCCGCUGAAGUUGUUGAUGGUACACAGGAUCUGUCAAGGUCUGCAUCUCUGAACUCCCUCAGUCAUGCAGAGGAUGAGGAAGAGGACUUCUCUACUGAGACUGAUGAUGCAGGCCUCCACUCCAUGGACAAAGACGUGGACCAGUGUUCCAAUUCCAAAUCAAAGCUAUGCAGUCAGCCAGCAAAUCCCCCAAGUAAAUCGUCCAGCCCCUUUUUCCAGUGCAAGUUUUGUGUCCGCUACUUCAGAUCUGAAUCCCUCCUAAUUGAACACACCAGAAAAAUUCAUGGAACGGUUGGAGCGGCCUCAGAGACCACAGGAAACUCACAGACAGUCAAGCAGACAAACUACAAUGUACACAUGCAUGAAGUCUUUGGGAAAAUCUUUUCUUGCCAGUAUUGUACAUUCAAGUUUACUAGUAGGGCCAGACUGAAUAAACAUCAAAAGAAGUAUCAUGAAGAUGUUUUGUUGGAUUCUCCAGGGUCCCCUACUGAAGAGGAAGCUGACACUGAAGCUGUUACAAUGGAAUCAGAAUCUGAGGACUUUGAUGAGGAAGCACCACAGGAUGAUGAAAUGCGCAGAAUCUUAGACUUAAUGUAUAAAUGUAUCUCUAAGUCCAGUGGAAACUUAACAUGUGAGUGGUGUGAUUAUCAGACCCAUAGGCAAGAACUGUGGUAUGAUCACAUGGCAAAAAAACAUUGUAAUAUGCUAAAGAUUAUGUCAUCACUUCAGGAGGAUAGUGGAUCUUCCAAAUCAGGAUCUUCAUCCCCAAGACAUACUCCAACAUCUAAGCUGAUGGCAAAUAAUUUAAAUGGCAAUAAAGAUUCAGCAUUAAAGAAAGCUUCUGGAAAUGCAGUUGUGAAAGCCCCACCAGGGAUAUCACCUUUUCAGUAUUCACAGAUUUCAGCAAAAGUUCCCAACAGUACAGGCUCUUCCAUUUUAUCAGAAAGGUCAACCUUCGUCAUGUCUGAUAUGUCAAAUUCUGCCAUAGACUUAGAUACCAGUCUGCUCAACGAUUCCAGAAGCAGCUCAGAAGAUGAACUCGGUGACAUGGAUGAUCCCAAUUACAGAGACCCCUUGUCAGCUGAGGAUUCCACUAAGCUGCUUCUGUCAGAGGAGGAUAAUAAAAUGCUUGAAACAAAAGGGAUCCCAUUCAGACGGCACUUGAACAGGUUUCAGUGUCCUUUCUGUUCCUUUCUCACAAUGCAUCGACGGAGUAUUUCUCGUCAUAUAGAGAACAUACACUUGUCUGGCAAAGCAACAGUGUACAAAUGUGAUGACUGUGCGUUCAUAUGCACCAGUCCACUCAAGUUGGAAAGUCACAAGCAAAAUCAUAUUGGUUCAUCUUCAGACUGGGACACUAUGGACUUAACAUGUGAAAGCCCAGACGAUGAAAAUGAGUCAAUAGAUCCCUUGAAUGGGGAAAGUGCAGGCUCAAAGAUCAAUGGCAAGAAAUCAAGUCCUGGAAAUGAGGUAAAUGAGCAAAAUCUUCAUCACUGUACUCUCUGCAACUUCUCUACCAUGACACUGAAAGGGCUGAGAGUGCAUCAGCAACAUAAGCAUUCUUACUGUGACAAUAUAGCAGAUAGCACCGAGGGUUCAAUGAAUGAGCAGCAAGACACAGACUCCGAAACAAAUAGCUCAGCAAAUUUUGUACAAAAAACUCAAACAUCAAUCUGGGGAAACGCCUCAAAAAAACACCUUGUUGGCAAAACUGCAAGGAAGUCUAUUAAUGACCAACCUUUGGACCUGUCCCCUGUUAAGAAACGUACAAGAAUUGAUGAAAUUGCCAACAAUCUCCAAAGCAAGAUUAGUCAGACCCAACAGCAGGAGGAUAUGGUUAUCAAUUUAGAGGAACUUGGUGAUGAUGAAGAUGAGGAGAAACAAAGUGAUUUUCACAUGGAUAAGGAGAAAGAUGUUCAUAAUCACAGCUACUUGUAUAAUACAAACAAUUUGUAUCAGAUUGAAUCAAAAGAGGUGAAAGAAGAGUGCAGAUCAGGGAGAGACUCAGGAGAGGUGAAAGAAGAGCGCAGGUCAGGGAAAAGAAAACGAAACCUUCAGGCAAAAGGUUCUGUGAGAAACAUUCCUGUUCGAGUAACUGUGUCUGAAGAUGAGGACAAUGAAAAUAAUUUCAGUGCCUCUGUUGACAAAAAUCUUCAAAUUCAAAACACUCAAGAUGGUCAAAAUACUUUCCAAGAGACUGUUGAGUACACAGAAGAACCUGGGAACCUUUUCUAUUGUAAACACUGUGAUUACCAAAACAAGUCUGCGCGUAGUGUCAGUACACACUACCAGAGAAUGCAUCCCUACAUUAAAUUUAGUUUUAGGUACAUCCUUGACCCAGAGGAUCAGAGUGCUGUCUUCCGUUGCCUGGAGUGUUACAUUGAAUACACCAACUUUAAUGAUCUGAACCAGCACUAUAUGGAACAUCAUCCAGGGGCCAGUAAUGUUCUGAACUUAAACCAACCCAAUCUCAUCUAUAUGUGUCGCUUUUGUUCUUACACCAGUCCUAAUGUGCGUAGCUUAAUGCCCCACUACCAAAGAAUGCAUCCCACGGUGAAAAUUAACAAUGCCAUGAUUUUCUCCAGUUACAUGGUUGAUCAGCCUCAGAAAAGUGCUGAGUCUCAAACACUAAGGGAGAUCUUAAAUUCAGGACCCAAGAGCUUCACAUCCUCAACACCAGUGUCACGGUCCUCAUCGAGCCCUUCCCUCAAAACCAUCUCUAAAGUAUCAGAGUCUACAUCAGAUACUGAGACCCUCAAAGAGACCAUAGGAGGAAAUGUUGUUGUCUAUGAUUGUGAUAUGUGUUCCUUUGCCAGUCCCAACAUGCACUCAGUCCUGGUGCACUACCAGAAGAAGCAUCCAGAACAAAAGGCCUCCUAUUUCCGUAUUCAGAAAACCAUGAGGGUGAUCUCAGUUGAUAGAAAUCAGGCACCUACUUACAACCUUCCCAACACUCCAAAAUCAGCAAACAUGAUGCCAUUAGGCUUAGAUGAUGAAGUUUAUUAUUGCAAACACUGUGUAUAUAGCAACCGUUCUGUGGUUGGUGUACUUGUCCAUUAUCAGAAGAGGCAUCCAGAAAUAAAAGUAACAGCAAAAUACAUUAAACAUGCACCUCCAACUCCUGGUCUCAUGAAGCUCAUGGAUGAGUUACAGAUUGCUCCCCCAAAGCAGUUCUUCAAACCAUCUAGCAACAAUGGGACAGAUGCUUCAUCAACCAAAGGAAGCAAUGAAAAAGGCGAAGCAGAGAUGUUGUUUUUUUGCCAACACUGCGACUAUGGGAAUCGUACAGUCAAAGGGGUGCUUAUUCACUACCAAAAGAAGCACAAAGAUGUGAAAGCUAAUGCAGACUUGGUGCGCAGGCACACAGCUGUGGUACGCAGCCAGAGGGAGCGCGCCCAGCUGAACCAAACUGCUGCUCCAGCAGGAGCUACCACAGUCUCUACAUCUGACAAGGACACAUCACAAAAGUUGAGAUCAUUGAAGUGUAGGCAUUGUUCUUAUACAUCUCCAUAUGUGUAUGCUCUACGGAAACAUUUAAAAAAAGAUCAUCCUACUGUCAAAGCAACAGCCAUUACCAUCCUCAAUUGGGGUUAUCAGGAUGGUGUCCUUGAGGCUGGAUAUCACUGUGAAUGGUGCAUCUAUUCCCAUGUUGAACCAAGUGGGCUGCUUAUGCAUUACCAAAGACGACACCCUGAGCAUAAUGUGGACUAUACCUAUAUGGCUAGCAAACUUUGGGCUGGUCCUGAUGCUUGUGCCUCCCAACAAGGGGGAAACUCAGACACAAAGCACUAUCAGUGCAGGGAUUGUGCCUAUGAGGCAAGUUCUAUCUGGGACAUAACCAACCAUUACCAAACUGUGCAUCCCUGGGCAAUCAAAGUAGAUGAGUCUGUGCUGCUGGACAUAAUCAAAGGUAAUCGAACACAAGAAAAGAUGCACUCAACUCAGUCAAAAGGACACAAUCCUGGCAUGUCAAAUCCAUUUGAUUGUUACCAAGCAGAUCAUGAAGAAGGCACAAUGGAUGUGUCCAGACCAUCUCAAGAGAGACAGUCCCACCUGUCUUUCACAACUACAUCCAUUUCAAACAACCCGUAUCAAUGCACUGUAUGUCUGUCUGAAUACAACAGUCUUCAUGGACUUUUGACACACUAUGGCAAGAAACACCCAGGUAUGAAAGUGAAAGCUGCUGACUUUGCUCAUGAAUCUGACAUCAAUCCCAGCUCAGUGUAUAAGUGCAGACACUGUCCGUAUGUAAACUCUCGAAUCCAUGGUGUUCUCACCCAUUACCAAAAGAGACAUCCUCUGGUUAAGGUCACUGCAGAAGAUUUUGCUGAUGACAUAGAGCAAGUAAAGGAUUUGGGAAUCGAAGGUGAUGAAAAGUGCAAAACGCAGAGGCAAGGUUAUGGUGCCUACAGGUGCAAAAUGUGUCCUUAUACCCAUGGCACGCUAGAGAAACUGAAAAUACACUAUGAAAAGUAUCACAACCAACCGGCCUCAGACAUGUUCAACCCUGCUGUGACUCAGUUUUCUACCAACAGAGAAGAACAAGUAGCAGAAUGCAGUGCUACAAAUGUCACAGAUGCCCAAGAUGUAUGUGACUUUGAUCUGAGCCUCUCUCAAUUUGAAAAGGGAGAGAAGCAUGCUGUUUUCAGGUGUCAGCUUUGUAAAUACUUCUGCUCUACUAGAAAGGGGAUAGCUCGUCACUACCGUAUAAAGCACAACAAUGUCAGGGCCCAGCCUGAAGGAAAGAACAAUGUUUUCAAGUGUGCCCUCUGCUCAUACACCAAUCCCAUCCGCAAAGGUUUAGCAGCCCAUUAUCAGAAACGUCAUGAUAUCGAUGCAUAUUACACACACUGUCUGGCAGCCUCCAAGGCCUUGACUGAGAAGCCCAAUAAGGUGAUGGUACCCUUGACUUCUGAAGCUGAUGGGGCCGGAAUGAGUGAAGAACUGAAACUUGCUGUGGAGCGAAGAAAGUGUUCCCUUUGUUCAUUUCAGGCAUUCAGUAGGAAAAGUAUUGUCUCACACUACAUCAAGCGCCACCCAGGUGUCUUCCCCAAGAGACAACACUCAAGCAAACUGGGACGAUAUUUCACCAUUAUCUACCCUAAAGAAAUGGACAAAUCCUCUGCUGUGGAGGAGAAUGAGUCUGUUGAGGUCAAACCAGAAGCAGAGCAGGAAAGGGACCUUGAGUGGUUGCCUUUCAAAUGUUUAAAAUGCCACAAGAUAUGCUUCAGCUCAGCCGAUCUGCUUUGCAUGCACUACAAUGACUACCACAGCAGGGACCUCAGGCGUGAUUUCAUCACAGUUGCAAACCCUGAGCAUGGGAACUCCGAAUUCUAUCAGUGUGCCCACUGUGAGCUCAAGUUCUUGGCCCUUACUGACCUCACAAACCAUCUGAUGGAUCACAAUGAGGAAACUCAGAAGCGAGCAAUGAGACAAGAAAGAAGGAAGCAACUCCAGAACAAACAGAAGGUCAAUGAGCAAAUAGAAACCAAGCAAGAGAAGUUGGAUGCCACUGCUGAUAAAACCCCAAUAGGCUAUCGGUGUAAUUUCUGUGUGGAGGUCCAUCCCACCCUCAGAGCCAUCUGCAACCACCUGCGAAAACAUGUGCAGUAUGGUGAGGCUAAAGAAGGCCAGCUGAAGCAGGAUAUCACAGAAGUAUCGUUUCCUGGUGCAGAGGAUGCCAUUCCCAAUGGCAACACAGAGGACUCGUUGCCCAUUGACGAUGCUGUGUCUUCAGAGAUGGACUUAUCUGUGGCUGAUAUGGCCUCCACUGGAGAUGUCCCCAUAGAAACAGGGGAGAAGCCUAUGGUUGUGAAUGCACCUGUGUCUGUCCAGGAAAAGGAGAGACGGACAGGCGGUCACCCCUGCGCCCAGUGUGACCGUAUCUUCAUGUCUAUGCAGGGUCUCCGGUCUCACGAGAGAAGUCACUCAGCCAUGGCUCUCUUCUCUCGGGAGGACAAGUAUAGCUGCCAGUACUGUCAAUUUGUUUCUCCCUUUAGACACAAUUUGGAUCGUCACAUCCAGUCUCAUCAUGGCCAUCACAAGCCUUUCCGGUGUAAACUCUGUCCCUUUAAGUCUGCUUAUCUAAGCCGACUGAAGAGUCAUCUGCUCAAAGCACAUGCAGGUGAGAACCCUUACAAGUGCUUAUCAUGCGCCUUCUCCACCAUAACCAUCAGCCAGUUGAAGGAGCACUCUCUGAGGGUCCAUGGAGAGAUGCUAACACUCCCCAAACUUCGGGCAGGGGCAGCAUUGCGCUCCCCACGGCCCACCUUGAGCACUGAUCCCAUGAAUUUGACACAGGAAGGGGAAGAACCAGGCUACUUGGAACCUGCUGACGUUCAACAGCAACUCAGCCACUACCAGCUUGCUUCACGGAACCAAUCCUCCUGUAGCCCCCCUGCAGCUUCUGGUGUAGUAGCAGAGUCCCGUCCAGACAGCGUUCUCACCUGUGAGUUCUGCGAGUUCAGCUCUGGCUACAUGCAGAGUCUACGUCGGCACUACCGUGAUCGCCAUGGGGGAAAGAAGCUCUUCAAGUGCAAGGACUGCUCUUUCUUCACCUGCUACAAGUCAACCUUCACCAUUCAUGUGGAGGCUGGCCAUACCAGUGCCCCUGAAGAGGGGCCAAAAGAUUUGCGGUGCCCAUUCUGCCUCUACCACACCAAAUACAAAAGCAAUAUGAUAGACCAUGUUGUCCUGCACAGAGAAGAACGUGUUGUACCGCUAGAGGUGUCCCGUUCCAAGCUCUCACGCCACCUGCAGGGUGUUGUGUUCCGCUGCCACAAAUGCACCUUCACCUGCUCUAGUGAUGAAAGCCUCCAGCUGCAUAUCCAUAAGCAUGAUGAGAUAAAGCCCUACCAGUGCCAGCUCUGCUACUACGACAGCAAGUACAAGCAGGCUCUGGAGAACCACCUGCGGGAUGAGCACAAGGUGAUACGAAACUUUGAGAUUAUGGGACGGGUCAGUCUGGACCAGCUGGAGGCUCUGAAGAAUAAGAUGAACAACCUCAGCAGUGGCGAGGAAGAGGAACAGGUUGAAGGACAGGAAGAAGAAGGAACAAAGGAGCAGAAGGAAAAUGAAGAAGUGGUGGGAGUUAAUGAGAUGGAUGUACAAGAAGAUGAGUCUGAAAGGCCUGAGGCUAAAGAUAGCGAUUCUUCAGAGACUCCCUGCUCCCAAAGUUGUGGGAGCAUCACUGGCAAGGAAAAACGCUUUCCCUGUGAGUUCUGUGGCCGUUCUUUCACCAAUAGCUCAGAGUGGGAACGGCAUGUACUUCGGCAUGGCAUGUCAGUUAACAACAGUUCAGAUGCCAGCCUCAUCCCAGCAAUAGGAACAACAGCUCAGCAUCUUAUUGGCUCUGCUGUCUGGAUGGAUAGAGGUGGCAGCCAACCUAGUAGUCCAAUCAAUUUGGAGACUGAAUAUCCAUCAGAUCUAUCAAAAAGUAUCAAUUUGAAUGAGGAAAACAAAGAAAUGCUUGACCAAAAAUGAGCUGGACGAUACCAUAUUGCUGUGAAGAAUUUGGAGUCAACUGAAUGGGCUGCUUCAUAUACCCUUAAAUUGUCAAAAAAAGGCUCAAUUAACCAUUAUGUAAUCCAUUGUUAAAUUUUUUAGUGUUGCACAUUAAGUUGUAAUCCAUCUAUUGUUUAAAGUUAAACCCAUGAAUAACUUGGUCCCAUUGGACAUAUCCUAAUAUAUUGGUAACCAAUAGCUAAUAGAACUGUGAAGUCAUCAUUUGGGUCAAAUCUUAGCUUCCUGAUGGUGGUUCUUGGGAUGACUAAAAAGAGGGAAUGUAAUAGACAGUGUACAAAAUGAGGAUAGUAAAGCAGUGUCCGUUCCAAACACUUGGUCAUUGUAUUAAGCCGGACUGGCCUUUGAUUUUCUAACUUUACUGAAGGGGCCUCUAGUCAUGGCGGUUCUGUUUUGUCAUCCUCUAAAGUGCUCCCUGAUCUCUUCACUCUCUUGUAGUUUUGCACGUAAAGGUGCAGUCCUCAAUUCUAAUUCCAUCACCUUUUCUUAAAUUCAGUGAAUUGCUCCUCACUGUCCUUAAAAAGAAACUCAGGUGUUUGUGCACAGUCCUGGCCCUGUAAAUGUGACCCUGCGAAACCAGUCGCUUUGCGCACGGUGCUAUUUUGAGAAAAUCCACGAUAACGUUACGUUUUCGCAUAAUUCGACAGUAUACAGUCUACACUUUCAUAUUGUGAAAUUUCACAGGAAAACAUACGUUUUGACUGUUUAACCCUCUCUGUAAUAAUUGUGCCCUCACACUAUCGCACGUGACAAUUUAAAGAAGACUUAAAAAGGUGAUUUUCUCCUCUUCUGGCGUAUCGUGACAGGAGAACCAUGGCAACUUUGGAUGCGGUCAUCUUAGCGAUACUUUUUGCAACAGCCUACCCUCGAUAUACAUAUCAUUGGAAAGCCUAGUUUAUGGCCGUUCAUGUGAGCACGAUAACUUAAUUUUGUAAAUUUUACCAAAGCGACUGGUUUCGCCUUGCAGGGAAACGACUAGGUUUAGACAGAGCCAUAAACAAUCCAGCCAAUCAACACAUGUGCUUCAGGAGCAUGGAAAAAGAGAGGGAUGUUCUUUGACUGUUGAGCUCAAAUAUCUGCAGCCUUUUGCAAAACCAAAACCCGAAUCGUGGGCUGCAUCUUUACUCAAAGUAGAAAGGUUUCUGUGAUUUGACCUGAAUAUUUUUUGUUAUUUGUAUGUUUGCUUUAUUAGACCCAUUUUUAAUCCAGAUAUAUUCCUUUAGGAAUAUUGAUGUGUUAUUUAUCUUAAUGUCAAAGAAGUUUCAUUUUUUAUAGAUCUUAAGAUAUUGACACUGGCCCUAAAAUUGUGUAGCAAAUUGCUACUGAUAUUUGUGAUAUGUUUCACUUGCCUCCAUAGGCAUUCCCUGCACUUCCUAACGCUUACUGCUUUUAACAACGUCUGACCAACUCCAGGAUGGCACAUAUUUUCACUUCUUAUACAUAGUAUGCACAGUAUAUAUAUGCAUAGUAUAUAUAUUGUGUAUAUAAGGUAUACAGAAUAUACAUAUCCCUUUUUUAUUUGGUGUGUCUGUCAGAAGUUUUUAAUGAAUUGGGUUCAAGUGCAAAUCGAUCUCUAUUGUUUGAUGGAUGACUCCAUAUAUAGUUAAGUAGAUAUCAACAAUGUAGCUAUGGAUCUCAGGUAGUACUUUCACCACACACCCAUUUUCAGUACUGAAGUAUCUUCUGAUCUAGGAAGUAGCAGUAUGUUGGUCUGUGCAUCAACACAAACAGCAACAAAUGUGCUAUAUUCAAUAAAAUACACCGUCAGAAGGGAAAUUUCUCUGCGCAGGGGAAAUCUCACAGGGGAGAAGCUUUUCAUUUGCAUUUUAAAAUACAUAUGAAUGACUAAGAAAAUAUGUGCGGUCAUACAUUUAACUACAUAGAAAAAAAACUUUUUGUGCUAUGGAAAGCAAAAUAACAUGUGCCAUCCUGUUGUGAUGACAUAGAAGCCUGGUGUGCCAUCAGUUUAUUAUGGGGGAAAAUAAUAGCAGAGAUUGUAUGUAUUGGAAGUUGCUGCUCUAAUACCCCAAAGCCUUAUUAGAUUCUCAAAUAAUAUGUUGUAGCUCGGUGAAUAUGCCAACCAACAACAAAGUUAUCUCAACACACACACACAUAAAAAAAACAUUCAAUAAUUGAACUAAUAAUUAUGUCCAGAACAACUAUUUUUACUUGUUUUUCUUUUUCUUUUUUAAGACAAAAGCAAGAGAACACUCUCGUUGGUACCAAAACUGCCAGCCUUAUUAAUUUGCUGGCUGUCUUUGAGAUUGUCUUUCCUGAGCAAUGAACCAUUGUUGCAAGGAAGGAGAGCCCAAGUGCCAUGUGGUGCAUUCUGGGAUCUCUGCAUGCCGAAUGCAGCUAUGUAUAGAACUACUUGUCAAGUGUUUGAAACUGUGGUGUUUCAGAAAAGACUCUUACCUUUUACCCUUUUAAAUGUCUAAAAUCAUAUGAAACAACCUAAAAAGGUAACUUUUUGGAGUUUUUCCAAUCUCAAUCAAAUGUUAAAAGCUGUUGUUAAAAUGUCUGGUUAAGAAAUAUCUCUUUUUUUUGUACCUUCAAAUUCCGGGAGUUGUUUUGGUGACCUGCCUUUUCAUCCCUCUCUUCCUUUAUAAGGACUAGCAUAGCUUUUUAAAAUAUAUAUAUAUAUAUAUAUAAAUAUAUAUAUAUAUCUCAUUAGGAAAAAAAAACAUUGGAGAAUAAGCUUUUGAGUGACUGCUAUUAGCUGUCAGUCUCAUUCAUAACACACUGGAUAUGUGUAAAUAUUUUAGUUUUUGUCUUUCCAUCUCUUCUGACUGUUGAAGUUCUUCAUAGACUUAGGUCCUACAUCUUGCCUUUCUCCUGUGAAAAUUUGGUCCCAGAUGGUGGGUUGUCAUGUUGCCUAGAAUGAAUGUUUACAAUUUUAUUCCAUUUAUUUCUGGAUGAUGUAAAUAUUGUAAUUCAUUGUCUUUUUUUAACUUGUUAAUAAAGUUAUCAGAUAAUGUUACAGUGAA